AUGAAUAAUUAUACGAUCAGACAACUAAUAAAAAAUAUUUUUUCAGGCAAAGAUUUAGAAGACGUAAGUCUUAAAGAUGCACAAAAGAACAUAGUAAUGAAGAAGCAGAAAAGAAAACAGCUGAAAAAUCAUGCAAGAAAUUACAAUGAAGAAUCGCCAAAAAUAAAUUUUAAACUGCAGUACUAUUUCUCAAAUUUGCACAAAUCCAAAGUUUAAGAACUUCAUGUUUACUGUCUAAAAUCAAUAUUCUAAGAAUUAGACAAAAUUUGUGUACAAAUAUUCUUAAUUUAUUAGAAAUUCUGGAAUCUAAUUUGA
Molecule: messenger RNA, 315 nt
Organism: Paramecium sonneborni
Lineage: Eukaryota; Ciliophora; Oligohymenophorea; Peniculida; Parameciidae
Source: the annotation of a GenBank genome assembly